AUGGAUGUGAGAAAUGCCUUUCUCAAUAGGUGCUUGGAUGUGGAAGUCAUCCAGGAUGUUGGUAAUGAUGUCAAUAACAUGAAAGGUGUCAUUAUGAAAGACAAUGAGAAUCUUAUGAUAGUUCAGAUUUAUGUUGAUGACAUUGUUGAAUUCGAGAUGAGCAUGGUAUGUAAACUUACCUACUUUCUUGGUUUUCCAGUGAAGCAAAUGAAUGAUGGAAUAUUUAUUUCUCAAAGUAAAUAUGCUAGAAACAUUAUGAAGAAAUAUGGCCUGAAAAAUGGUUGGCACAAACAUAUAUCUACUAUCACUCUUGUCAAGUUGUCUAAAGAUGAACAAAGAGUGAAUGUUGAUAAAAUCCUCUAUAAGAGUAUGGUUGGUUUCCUAUUAUAUCUCACUGGUAGUCUUCCUGACAAUAACUUACUUAUUGGUGUGUGUGCUCUCUUUCAAGCCAAUCCUAGAUUACUCAUCUUACUAAAGAAUAAGCUAUAA
Molecule: messenger RNA, 489 nt
Organism: Lathyrus oleraceus (garden pea)
Lineage: Eukaryota; Viridiplantae; Streptophyta; Magnoliopsida; Fabales; Fabaceae
Exons: 3
Coding region: 1-489 (162 amino acids)
Source: RefSeq, a predicted model, not a curated record